UUGCGGUGGAGCUGAGAGCAACUGGGACUCAAAGAAGAGAAAGAAAGAAAGUCCGAGCCAGAUCACAGUUUUAAGAUCAAAAACCAGACGCACCACAGGAAGGCGCAGCGAAUUACGCACAGUCUCCAGUUUGGAUGAAUCUGCUUCAGCGCGGACUUUUAUUGCCUCUUUGGAAAUGUAGUUGCAUUCUUGAGAAAAUCUCAGGAAGACAUUUGCUCUUACUAGUUGAUGAGAGAAGUGAGAGCUGUCGUUGAGCUUUCGUUUCCUGUGUUUUCCCAGCGCGCUGCAGCUGGGCUGAAGGAGCCCCGCUGGGCUGACUUGAACACCGGUCUACCGUCCCCCGCUUCAAAACCUCGUCCAGUCCGCCGCCAGUCCUCCUCGAAAGUCGGUGGGGAGGUAAAAAAAAAAAAAAAUUAGUAAUAAUAAAAAUGUGCGACCUGAUGCCAGCCUCCCAGCCCGCGGAGAAAAUCGGCAAAAUGAAAAAGUUGAGGAGAACUUUGUCCGAGAGUUUCAGGAGUAUUGCUUUCAAGAAAGAGGACAACGGCUUUGAUGAGAUAUGUGUCACAAAGAUGUCCACACGCAGCUGCCAGGGAACGGACUCGGUCAUCAAGCCCCUGGACACCAUCCCUGAGGACAAGAAGGUGAGAGUUCAGCGCACGCAGAGCGGCUUCGACCCGUUCGAGAAGCCCGCCAGUCAGGUGAAGAGGGUCCACUCCGAGAACAAUGCCUGCAUCAACGCCAAGAGCUCGUCUGCCGGCAAGGAGUCGCCUAAACUGCGCCGCCACUCCAGCCCUAGUUCUCCCACAAGCCCCAAGUUUGGGAAGGCAGACUCUUAUGAAAAGCUGGAGAAACUGGGAGAGGGCUCAUAUGCUACAGUUUACAAAGGAAAGAGCAAGGUGAAUGGGAAACUCGUGGCUCUGAAGGUGAUUCGUCUGCAAGAGGAGGAGGGAACGCCCUUCACAGCCAUAAGAGAAGCGUCUCUUCUGAAAGGCCUGAAGCACGCCAACAUCGUGCUCCUCCAUGACAUCAUCCACACCAAGGAAACCCUGACUCUGGUCUUUGAGUAUGUGCACACAGACCUGUGUCAGUACAUGGACAAACACCCUGGGGGUCUCCAUCCAGACAAUGUGAAGCUGUUCCUGUUCCAGUUACUCAGAGGUCUGUCCUACAUCCACCAGAGAUACAUCCUUCACCGCGACCUGAAACCACAAAACCUGCUCAUCAGCGACACCGGAGAGCUCAAACUCGCUGACUUUGGCCUCGCCAGGGCCAAGUCAGUCCCCAGCCACACCUACUCCAAUGAGGUGGUGACCCUGUGGUACCGACCUCCAGAUGUCCUGCUGGGAUCCACAGACUACUCCACCUGCCUGGACAUGUGGGGGGUGGGCUGCAUUUUCAUUGAGAUGAUCCAAGGAGUGGCUGCCUUUCCUGGGAUGAAGGACAUCCAGGACCAGCUGGAAAGGAUAUUCCUGGUCCUCGGCACACCCUCUGAAGAUACCUGGCCUGGUGUUAACUCCUUGCCUCACUUCAAACCAGAUCGCUUUACAGUGUACAGCGCUAAGAAGCUCAGACAAGCGUGGAAUAAGUUGGGCUACGUGGACCACGCUGAGGAGUUGGCCUCCAGGUUCCUCCAGUGCUUCCCAAAGAACCGGCUGUCAGCCCAGGCAGCGCUGAACCACGAAUACUUCAGCAACCUUCCUCCACGGCUCUGGGAGCUGCAGGACAUGUCUUCUAUCUUCACCGUACCAAAUGUCAAGCUGCAGACAGAGAGCGGGGACAGCAUACAGGUGUGUGCACGAAGGAACAGUCAUGGAAAGGCAUCCUCUGGCAGCAAACACUGACCUGAGGCAGCAUCCUGCACAUGACUGCCUGACAGGUGGCAGUUGUUGGAAAAAAAAAAAAAAAAAGAUGAGGACAGAGAUGCUGAGAUUGAAGAUCCAGACGAAUGAAAGAGCCCCAGUUCUCUUUAUUUAUUACCUUCACAAUAUGUGUGAGCGGGUGUGCGUGUGUGCGUGUGUGUGGUGUGUGCAUGAGAAAGAGAGCGAGCAUUGAGAACAUACGAAUGCACGUGUGCAUUAGGACCGUACGUAAGAUUUCAGCCUAUCAUUUGCAAAUUUUGUUUACUUUUUAUAAGGUUCCAAUAACUCAUAUAUCAUUAUCACAGUAUAAACAAAAUGACUUUACUAUUGGUACAUAUUGUGUUUUGUGUUUGUAACUAGCCUCCUAUUUAAGAAUGUAUAUUUGUAUGUAUGAUAUACUCAUCUAGAAACUAUAUAAUGGACAGUUUUAAUAUUGCUUCACCUUCUCACCACUUUAUUGUUCUGCCAGGACACGAAUCAACAAACACAUAUCAGAGACAUGCAAAUGAGCAAAAACACAUCUACAAAACAAAAACAAUGCAGUCAGCUCACAGCAACAUGAAUCCAAGAAGGGUUGGUUUGCCUUUUCUAAUUUGUGCAACAGCAAGCAACAGUAAUAAUGAUAACAAUAAUAAUAAUAAUAAUGAUAAUAAUAAUGAUAAUAAUGGAGGGCUCUCAGGUGGUGGAGCACGUCGUCUGGCGGCCAUAUUGGAGGUCCUUGGUUUUGUGGUUCUUGAAAACAGCUCAUGUUCCUGUAAAUGUAGAAGUGUGCUGACCCAGCAGUGGAGACGUGGUUUAUUUGCAUCCGCUUUAAAGGCUGAGCUUAGAUUUUAAUGACUGUGGCUGAUUGAUUUUUUUUUUUUUUUUUUUUUUUUUUAAUUAUUAACAUAAUGUUAGCUUGUUAGCUAGCAAACUGUGGUAUUUGUCAGGUCACCAUUUUGGUAUCAAUCUGAUUUAAAGUGCACAUCUAUUUGCUAGUAGUAAAUAGUAAAACUGUUAGCAGUUCUAUAUGAACGUAGUAAUCCUUGUCAGCUAUUUCACUUCCUUACCUUCCAGGUUGCAUAUGUGGACAUUCUUAAAGGAAAUGUAGGCUAUUUAUCGCGGCCUUAUUUUCGUAGUUUUGACCAUCAUUCUGAACAGUUAUCAAAAGAUUUCACUCAGAUUUAGAGAGAGGAAUCCAUUAGAAAGAUGGCCAAAACUGCAAAAGUAAGACCCUGGUUGUAGAGAAAUAUUAGUUAGAAGGAUUCUCCUUAGAAUUUCCAACGGACCUCCAUGAUGGAGCCAGAUCUGGCUGAUAUUUUUUUUUUUUUGUGUGUUUUGUGUUGCGACUGAAAAGCCUCUCGAACAUAAAUCAUCUCUGCUGGAGAUGUUGACGGUGCACACAUAACAGGGACAGCACCAAACCAGUGUGCACAAGAACCCAGACGCAACACUCUAAUGGACAACAGCUGUAACUGUGUGUGUCUGAUAGAGACGUGUGAGUGUGUGUGUGUGUGUGUACUAGUGAGUGCAUUAAACAUGGGCAAUAGCUAAGCAUUGGUGCUUCCAUCCAUGUGGCAAUAGGCUGUGUGGCCUAUGGUUUGAUUUGGCCCACGACAAUCCUCAUUUUCACUUUAUUUGAUACCAUUUAAAUGAUCUGCAAUAUUCUAUCCGAAACAGAUGAUCUAUGUCAAUCACUGCAACUUUUUGUUCAGUUUUAGGAGUCAAAUGUGAUAUUAAUCUGGAGCUUUACUUACCUGAUAAAUUAGGCAAAUGUAGGGAUGAGUGCUUUGCAGUGUGCGGUUGUGUGUGUGUGUGUGUGUGUUUGUGCAGUAUGAGUAGUUUAGGUGGUGUUUAACUUUGAUCAGUCCCUCCACCACCAACAUGUCCUCUCACGCAGAGAUUUCCCCCAUAUGUGUGCUAUACUCAACAUCCUACAUGUUCUAAGUGUUUUGGAACUUUCUAUGACACCAUGACCAAGGUUGGCUGUAUAAUGUGGUAUCAUCUGCAAAGAUGUUGAUACAGUUUUUGGUCUUUCUUUUGAUGUUUUGUGUGAAUAUAUCUGAAUAUUACAGCUUAAACAUAUGGUAAUAAUUGUGAAGUACUAUCAAUACAAUGGCUUCCUCUUUAUCAAUCAGUUUGAUAUUGACUGAAACAAUAAUUUUGGCCCUACACUGUUGAUUAGCCGAAGAGGUGAGGCUGCAAAUGUGAAGCCAUGGAGAACUGGCAACUGUGGAUACUCAUCAUAUCUGUCCACAGCCUCUUAAACACACACACACACACACUUACAAUAUAGCUAUCUUGCCUGCUAGGAUACACUACCUUCACCUAUCUAGUCCUAUCAGCUACAGUACAGUUUAACCCUCAACCCCUCCAGCUGGCAUUGGCUUUGCAGGUUGUCACAUUCGUGGAUAGGUUCUGUUUUUCACAUGUCCAGAUUAAUACAGUACUCACAUAAAGUAAUCACCCCCCAUUUCUCCAGUCAUGAGGUGAUACUUUCAUAGAGUGACUACACUGUAAGAACUUUUCAGCAAAGUCUACAAACAUAGUUCUGUGUGGAAAUACAUUCUGCAUUAGUAGAAUCGAACUGUUAUCUCCACCUCCGUGUAAGUCCAAAUAUCAUAAGGUAAAAAAGCGUGUGUUAUGGACACAGACGGGGUGAAUAAAUGGUGAUGGACGUGAAGCAUGUGACAUUAACAUCACUUCAAAUGAUCUAAAAAUAAAAUGGCGGCUGUAGCCGUCCUCUAACUGCUACAUGAAACAAACAUAAAUGCCAUAUGUCCAUCUUGUUUUCCUCAGGCUUUUCCAGAGUUUGAGGUUGCCAUUAAUGGUACCAGGCUGGAGAAUUGGUUCCACCAAUUGCUCUGAAUUUCGAUGUAAGCAACUCUGAAUAUUUGCGCGACAGUAGCAGAUUUUCUUAUGAUGAAUUUUUUUUGGAAAUAUGAUUCAAAUUUGUGCAAACAUUUGGAUGGAAACUUGGCUGCUGAAUUUUCGUUUCGGCAGAAUGCAUUUUUCCACAGAGCAAGGACUGUGGAUUUUGUCCUGUAUCUUUUACAGUGCAGUCACUCAAUGAGGCGAUGGCUUUACAAUUACAGAGACCCAUAGCUCUGUCAACAUAGAUAUAGCAUAAUAUCUGAACUUAGCUUUUAAAGGAGGAAAAGCAAAGAGAAGGAAUUGGAGUAUAAUUGCAUUUUAUCAUGACUGUGUGCCAGUCUAGCUUUUCUGACCAUAGAGAGUAGUGGUUCUGGGGCAAAAAAUAAAAAAUUAUGGGCUAAACUCUCCUCAAUAGUGUUUUGAAAAUGCACUUUAAAGAAAAAUCAGCUUGCCAUUACAUUCCAGCCUGUAUGGUCAAUUUUAUGCACUUGCUUUGCCCUGAAAGAUAAAAUUAAUAAUAUAUAUAUAUGUAUGUAUACAUAUAAAUAUAUAUAUACAUAUAUAUAUACACAGACACACACAGACACACACAAAUAAUGUAAAUAUUGUCCGUGGUUUUGAACCUUUACCACAGAUUGAGGAGAGCUUGUAGAAAUGCUGUACUUGAAGUUAUCUGGUGGCUUUUCAGUGACAUCCCCCGGGCUGUGAUUGUGCAGCGCAAAAAAAAAAAAAAAAGGGGGAGGAGAGGCGAUGGGUAAUGCCAGUAAAGCGCCGUGACAGAAGACUG
Toxotes jaculatrix (banded archerfish) is the source of this 5499-nucleotide messenger RNA. It is a transcript of the gene cdk14, whose product is annotated as cyclin-dependent kinase 14. The transcript is spliced from 15 exons. Gene Ontology annotation, cellular component: cytosol; cytoplasm; nucleus. NCBI's taxonomy places the organism in Eukaryota, Metazoa, Chordata, Actinopteri, Toxotidae. Bases 429 to 1841 code for a protein of 470 amino acids. Gene Ontology annotation, molecular function: cyclin-dependent protein serine/threonine kinase activity; cyclin binding; ATP binding. Gene Ontology annotation, biological process: protein phosphorylation. The record is from RefSeq and is a predicted model, not a curated record.